AUGGAAUCCCUCGAGGCAUACCAACUCGACAGUGGCCUCACCGACCACCCCCUAGCUUUCCGCAUACCCCCUCCUGUUGCGGACACCACUAUACUCGGCACAAUGCUCCGGGACCUUGCCACCUUCCAGCCAGCCCUCACCAUUACCACGCACUGGCAGCAACCCGCAGCCAGCCUACCACGGCGUCCCAAUGACCGCCCCAUCUGGGCUUACCUCACACCAACCCUAGGCACGACCCUCAUAUCCAUCAACCGGCUACAUACAACAAAGGUCCGCUGGGUGGGAGACAUUACCAAUGACAAGGGCACCAUGCUACUUAGCCUUGAGUCUCUCCGCACCAAAUUUGGGCGGUCCAGGCACACGCUCCAACGGUUUGCUCCCAUCUGGGACGCCAUCCCCACAGCUGUGCCACCUAACCCUCCACCGGCCCUUCGGCAACAAACACUACCGUGGGCCCCCCGCCCCGCUGGCCAACCACUACCUCUCCCCCUGCCACCACCGCUCCGUUCCUCCCUACCAUACUUUGCCCACCCUCUUGGCGGCACCUUCUUUGUCCCCACCCCGGGCUACGAAACCCUACACAUCCCUGUACACGCCAUGCUAGUCAUCCCACAUCACCUCACCCAUCAGGAUGGACAACCCCCCACCCUCAGCUACCGCAUCGGACAGCGCAAUAGUAUCCAAACCCGGCAAUCACCCGCGGGCACAGAGAUUGCUGUCACCUUCUGGCACGAACUCCGCAAAGACUCCGACAUCUGCGGGAAAAAUAACCGCUCCCUCAUUGCCUCCACCGCGGGAGGCACCAUCGACAGGACCCAGAGCCCUACAGGGCAUCAGCCGGCCCAGCAGGCAACGCCGGCCUGUAACGCAUGCCACCGCCUAGCAGACACUACUUUAUGUCCAGACUGUGGCCAAUGGCAUCACUCGGCAUACAUCCCACACUGCCAAGUGGUCCCACAAUACACUACCCCGACGUACGGCCAACACACCCUCCCACUACGGGCUGCGCGCACUUAUGCUGUGGGUGAUGGCAGCGUCACGCACCAGAGUACCCCAGCCACACAUGGAACAUGGAGCUACAUGGGCCGCGAUGGAACCACCCUCGCGGGGAUCCUACAAGUUCACGCUAAUCACAUCACACCCACGCGUUGCGAACUACACAGCCUCCUGGUGGGCCUCCAUCAUUCUUGA
Messenger RNA from Aphanomyces astaci, 1191 nucleotides. RefSeq lists its product as hypothetical. The transcript has 2 exons. NCBI's taxonomy places the organism in Eukaryota, Oomycota, Saprolegniomycetes, Saprolegniales, Verrucalvaceae. Bases 1 to 1191 code for a protein of 396 amino acids. The record is from RefSeq and is a predicted model, not a curated record.